AUGGCUGCAGUGGUGAUCAGUGCGCCUUCAUCGGGUGCGGACUCGGCCGGCGCUCCAGGAUCCGCGCACAGCGUAUAUGGAGGAGGUCCAUCGGAGCUGCAAGAGAGAAGUCUGCAAUGUGGCAUGUGCACGAUCGGAACAGCGACAGGCCAGGCCUCUCAUGAUCAACAGCUGCAGCCCGCCGUUUCAGAGAAUAAUUUUAUUUGUUGCAGACUCUCCAGCAGCCGCUUCCCAGUGGAUAUUGGAUCAUACAGGCUCCGCGACGGCCACCUACCCGACCAGACGCCCCUCAGCUCGAUAGAAAAAUCCCAGACACUCCAGCCAACACCUCUCUCCACCCGUCGGAUACACAGUACCGGAAAACACACCCUGAGAUCUGUUUCGGCCCGAGCCUCAUCCCGCGCGCCGUCUUUCGUCCGCCGCGCCGUCCACCAACCAGCACGCCAAUCCCCACCGCACCACACUGCCCAGGGAUCUCGUGGCAGCGGAGCUCCUAACCAGCCGUCCACCCCGUCCCCACCCCCUUUCUUGUUCUUCUCCUCGAAUCUUGCGGCGUGCAGCCAGUGCCAAGUCCCAGAUCGCCUCCCAGCCUUACCUCCGGCCAUCCCCGCCUUGAAACCCUUGGAGGCGCCGAGCCAGUCGAUCGCUCUCCAAAGCCGCUCAAGCAGCAGCAGCAGUCCCCAGUGGGUGCUUUAG
Messenger RNA from Puccinia triticina, 696 nucleotides. RefSeq lists its product as uncharacterized. The record is from RefSeq and is a predicted model, not a curated record. Bases 1 to 696 code for a protein of 231 amino acids. The transcript is spliced from 3 exons. NCBI's taxonomy places the organism in Eukaryota, Fungi, Basidiomycota, Pucciniomycetes, Pucciniales, Pucciniaceae.